AUGCCACCUCCGGCGCCGAUACCUCGCAGCAGCCACAUCGACCACUUGCCUCGCUUUGAGCGUAUCAAGACCAGGAAACCGACACUCAGUCAGACACCUACGGCAGACUCGAAUAUGCAGAUCAAAUACUUGAUUACCCUGGCUCUCGGCGUUCUCAUGCUGUUCGGUCUCAACUUGACUGGGGGACUGCUACUUCACUUGUCCAACUUCACGGUUUCUAUCCAACCUGGACCGGCGAUCGCAAUCCGAUUUUCUGGGGACGUGAAGUUGAUUUGGAUCCCUCGGAACAAUGGUAACGAUCAGCAGCGCAAUGGCGAACCUGAAGGACAUUAA
Molecule: messenger RNA, 333 nt
Organism: Periconia digitata
Lineage: Eukaryota; Fungi; Ascomycota; Dothideomycetes; Pleosporales; Periconiaceae
Source: the annotation of a GenBank genome assembly